UACCUUCUCGUUCCUCAGAGACCAGGAAAACAGAACCACAACGCCUGGGUUUUCUCUGGGAACAAGCUCUUUAUUUCUUUUACUAUCACUAUCUCCUUUAUCUCUUCUUUCGGAUCCCUUUGUUCGUUCUUUCUUUUUAGAUUUCUAGGGGUGAAUCUGAAGAAGAGGGCAUUUCCAAUCUCCUCGUGCCUUUUAUUUCUGUUUCUCUGUUAUUAUGUGCUUUGAUUUUUCGUGGAUUCGUUCAAUGCAACAUCUAGAAUACUGCCGUUUGUGACUUCCAUUUGAGUUUUUUUGAGAAAAAAAGAGGAAAAGGACGAUGAAUUGCUUUCAAUGUUGUAUGUCAGAGGAGAAAGUCAAAAGGAAAUCUUCCAAAAAGAGCGUUAAGGAGCAUCAGGAGCCAAAAGCUCUAUCCUCAUUUGCCAACAUUUCCUUUAAAUCUGAUAACAGUCGGCGAAGGUACAUAACUGAGGAGAUAAAGAAGUUAGGAAAAGGAAACAUCUCUGCUCAAGUUUUUUCAUUCGGUGAGCUAUCUACUGCUACGAAUAACUUCAGCCAAGACAAUCUAUUGGGGGAAGGUGGUUUUGGAAGGGUUUACAAGGGCAUCCUUGAAGGCACAAACCAAGUAACGGCCGUGAAGCAGCUUGACCGAAAUGGAUUUCAAGGAAACAGAGAAUUCCUUGUAGAGGUUUUGAUGUUGAGCCUUCUUCACCAUCCUAACCUUGUGAAUUUGGUUGGGUAUUGUGCUGAUGGAGAUCAGAGGAUUUUGGUUUACGAGUGCAUGGCUAACGGUUCCUUGGAGGAUCAUCUUCUUGAUAUACCGCCAGAUAAGCAGUGUCUGGACUGGAAGACGAGGAUGAAAAUUGCCGAAGGAGCGGCAAAAGGACUUGAAUACUUGCAUGAAACCGCCAGUCCGCCCGUGAUAUACCGUGAUUUCAAAGCUUCAAACAUAUUGUUGGAUGAGGAAUUCAAUUCAAAGCUCUCUGAUUUUGGUCUUGCAAAGUUGGGUCCUACUGGGGAUAAAUCUCAUGUUUCCACUAGGGUGAUGGGAACCUAUGGUUACUGUGCUCCUGAAUAUGCGCUUACGGGACAAUUGACAACAAAAUCAGAUGUCUACAGCUUCGGUGUCGUGUUUCUGGAGAUUAUAACUGGAAGACGGGUUAUAGACAACGCUAGACCAACAGCAGAACAAAAUUUAAUUACUUGGGCACAACCACUAUUCAAAGACAGAAGGAAAUUUACCCUAAUGGCAGAUCCAAAGCUAGAAGGAAAUUACUCAGUGAAGGCUCUGUAUCAAGCUCUAGCAGUAGCAGCCAUGUGUUUACAAGAGGAAGCGGGUACUAGACCAUUGAUCAGCGACGUGGUUACAGCAAUUGAAUUCUUAGCUGCAGACAAGGACAUCGAUGACGAUUCAAAUUUGGGACCAUAUUCAGGUUCAGGAGAAGGUUCUCCGGAUAGAAGUAGGAACGAUGGAGAUAAAAUUGUAGGAGGGUGAUGGUGAUGGUGAUGGUGAUGAUGGGAGGUGAUUUAAAAUGGAACAUUUUAAGAGGAAAAAAAAGAGAAGAUGUUGUUGGAGGUCUGGCAAUUUUAACUGGGGCAGCUUGGCGCUUGGCCCCUCAUUUCCUUCUUUGUAAUAUUUUCCAAUAUGACAGCCAUUUUAAGGAUACUGGACCAAUGUGCCAAACGGAAUUACAACUUUCAUCCUCUUUUUUU
Cucurbita maxima (winter squash) is the source of this 1710-nucleotide messenger RNA. RefSeq names its product probable serine/threonine-protein kinase PBL23. The record is from RefSeq and is a predicted model, not a curated record. Gene Ontology annotation, biological process: protein phosphorylation. Bases 317 to 1492 code for a protein of 391 amino acids. The transcript has 5 exons. Lineage: Eukaryota; Viridiplantae; Streptophyta; Magnoliopsida; Cucurbitales; Cucurbitaceae. Gene Ontology annotation, molecular function: ATP binding; protein kinase activity.